Molecule: messenger RNA, 3289 nt
Organism: Daucus carota subsp. sativus
Lineage: Eukaryota; Viridiplantae; Streptophyta; Magnoliopsida; Apiales; Apiaceae
Product: LRR receptor-like serine/threonine-protein kinase HSL2
Exons: 2
Coding region: 171-3125 (984 amino acids)
Biological process (GO): protein phosphorylation
Molecular function (GO): ATP binding; protein kinase activity; protein binding
Source: RefSeq, a predicted model, not a curated record
GAAACCAGUUUUCUUGGCAUUUACUACUCACUCAGCCGUUCUUCUCCGGGAAUCCAAACUUUAACGCUCCUUCUCACGAUUUUCACCUCUACAUUUCCCCUGUUCCCACCCAUAUAUACUCUGCUUACACUCACUGCUCUCUCAGCUUCUCAAAACACAGUACUAUUAUCAUGGCUCACCCAAACUUUAGCUUCUUUCUUGUUCUGUUACUUGCACUUCUGUUCUCAACUCAUUCAGCUUCUCCCUCACCCACAAAUGUCAUCAGCGUUCUGCUUAAGGCCAAGAACCAUCAACUCAUCGACUCGGAGAAUCGGCUCAGUGACUGGACUAACACCACACAAUACGCACCCUGUGACUGGACCGGGGUCACAUGCAACUCUUCGACCGUUAUUUCCAUCGAUCUCAGGAGUUUCAAUCUUAACGGAUCAUUUCCUAGCUUGUUCUGCAAGAUUCACACUCUUCGGCAUCUCAACCUGUUCGACAACAAUCUCAGUGGUACAAUUUCUUCUGACUCCAUCUCGUUUUGUUCACAUCUUCAUUCGUUAAAUCUUUCGUCAAACUAUUUUACUGGAAAUUUGCCGGAUUUUGGUGCUCACUUCACCAACCUUACUUCACUUGAUCUCUCCUCUAAUAAUUUUUCGGGACACGUUCCGGAGAGUUUUGGUUCCUUUCCUGCACUCAAGGUGCUCUGUCUUGUUAACAACUUGCUGAAUGGUACAUUUCCGGAGUUCUUGACUAAUCUCAGUACGCUAACUGACUUGCAACUUGCUUAUAACCCGUUCCAGCCAUCGCGAUUGCCUUCCACCAUAGGAAAACUCGCGAAGCUUGAAAAUAUGUUUCUUUCAUUUUUGAAUCUAAAUGGUGUGAUUCCAGAGUGUAUAGGCAAUCUUUCCGCUCUCAGGAAUCUUGAUUUGUCUCAGAAUUCUUUAUCAGGUGAAAUUCCGAGUAGCAUUGGUGAUUUGGCAAGUGUUGAACAAAUUGAGCUUUACCGUAAUCAGUUAUCUGGGGAAUUGCCUAACACAUUUUCCAAUUUAAAGUCCUUGCUUCGGUUUGAUGCUUCAGAAAAUAAACUGGUUGGAAGGAUUCCCAUAAGUCUAGCAGCAUUGCCUCUGGAAUCAUUGGCUCUGAAUGACAACUUUAUCAGCGGAAGUGUCCCACAAGUUUUAUCUUCAAACCCUAAUCUCUAUCAAUUGAAGGUUUUCAAUAACAAUUUAACUGGAAGUUUACCUUUGGAUUUGGGUAAGCAUUCGGGUUUGGUAGAUAUUGAUGUUUCUGGUAACAAUUUAGAAGGUACAUUGCCGCCUUAUCUUUGUUACAGGAAGAAGCUUCAGCGUUUAGUGACGUUUAGUAACAAAUUCUCUGGAGUGAUUCCUCAGUUGUAUGGUGAGUGCACUUCUUUAAACUACAUUCGUAUUUUUGACAAUAGUCUGUCAGGGAAGCUUCCGGUUGGAUUCUGGAAUUUGCCUGGCCUUACAUUUCUUGAAAAUCGGAACAAUAGACUUGAGGGCUCUAUACAUCCUUCAAUUUCUAAUGCAAGAGGUUUGACUAGAUUACUUAUAUCUGGCAAUGAUUUCUCUGGUGGUUUCAUUCCUGAAAUUUGUAAUUUAAAAGAGCUUGUGGUUAUUGAUAUGAGUCACAAUCGUUUUUCUGGUCAAUUGCCUUCGUGUAUAACUACAUUGAAGAAUUUAGAGAAGCUCGACCUUCAGGGCAACAUGUUUACAGGUGUGAUUCCUAACACAGUGAGUUCGUGGACAGUUCUUACUGAUCUUGAUUUAUCUAGCAACAAAUUUAGUGGUGAAAUUCCGAGUGAACUUGGGGAUUUGCAGGUGUUGACAUAUCUUGAUCUCUCUAGAAACUUGCUUUCUGGUGAAAUUCCUGUGACUUUGAUAAAGCUGAAGCUUGAUGUAUUUAACGUCUCUGACAACGCAUUGGAAGGCGUAGUUCCUGUCGUUUUUGAUAAUGAGUUGUUCAGCCCGAGUUUAAUGGGUAACCCGGGACUUUGUAGUCCAGAUUUAAAGCUCUUACCUCCAUGCUCCGAACAGAAAGCAUCUAGUUUAUGGAAGGUGAUGCUCCUCUUUGUUGUUACCCUAGUCCUUCUUGGGUUGCUUUUCUGUCUCCUUAUUAUGACACAAAGAUUGCCCUAUUUUGAAGAAAAUAUGAGACGCUCAUUGAAGAUUACAACUUUCCAGCGUGUUGAGUUUAAUGAAGAAGAUGUUUUAAAUGAAUUAGUUGAUGAAAAUAUAAUUGGAUUGGGGGGAUCAGGUAAAGUGUACAGGGUGAAGAUGGAGACAGGACAGACAGUAGCGGUCAAAAAACUGUUUGGAGUCGAUGAAAAUGCAGAAACAGAUCACGUGUUCUGGUCAGAAGUGGAGUCACUGGGUAACAUUAGGCAUGUCAACAUUGUGAAAUUGCUGUUUACUUGUAGCGGAGAGGAUUUCAGGGUGUUGGUUUAUGAGUAUCUGAAGAACGGGAGUUUAGGAGAUGUUCUGCAUGGGGGAAAAGUGGGGGAGGUAUUGGAUUGGGCAAAAAGGUACGAGAUAGCAGAAGGGACUGCUCAAGGGUUAGCCUAUCUACACCAUGACUGUGUGCCAGCCAUUGUCCACCGCGAUGUGAAGUCUAACAAUAUCUUGUUAGAUGAGGAGUACAGACCACAACUUGCUGAUUUUGGGCUGGCCAAAAUGUUGAACAAGAAGGAUGAUCGUGAGUGUAUGUCUCGCGUGGCUGGCUCCUACGGCUAUAUAGCACCAGAGUAUGCCUACACAUUAAAGGUCACGGAGAAGAGCGACGUUUAUAGCUUUGGCGUUGUUCUGUUGGAACUGAUAAGUGGAAAAAGGCCGAAUGAUCCCUUGUUUGGUGACAGUCAGGACAUUGUGAAGUGGGCUAGAUCUGUAUUCUCAUCAUACAUGCAAGAAAGUACUCAUACUGGCCAUCACUUGAAAGGUCUAGCGCAGCUUGUAGACCCUAGUAUGGGUGCCUCAUCUCGCGAAUGUAAAGAGAUUGAGAAGGUUUUGGAUAUAGCGCUUAUUUGCACUGCAGCAAGCCCAGAUAACAGACCAUCUAUGAGAAAAGUUGUUGAAUUGCUCAAAGGCCUGAAGUUGCUUCGUUCAUCACAUGCAGAGGCGUAAAGUUUCGUGACUCAAAUGAUCUGAAAACUGAUGUAGAAGCCUGGAACUUAGCUAUGUUCUUCAAGAUGCUAACUAGUUUGGAGUUUGGACAUAUUUGUAAUUAACUUUUCCCUGUUUAUGUUCUUCAAGAUGCUAAAUAGUUUGGACAUAUAUGUAAUUAACUU